CUGUUCCAGAUUGGUGGAAGUGCCGGAUCGUCCUCGUCACGUGACGAUGAAAGUACCACAGAAACUGCAUCGCUGAUUGCUCCGAAACCAUUGUGUACCUACAGAGGCCAUACUGCCGAUGUGCUGGAUCUGUCCUGGUCACGCAACUACUUCAUCCUCUCAUCUGGUAUGGAUCGCACAGUAAAACUAUGGCAUCUUUCACGUCCCGAAUGCCUCUGUUGCUUUCAGCACAUGGAUUUCGUCACAUGCAUCGCUUUCAUGCCAAAGGACGACCGGUAUUUUCUUUCGGGAUCACUGGAUGGCAAACUUCGGCUGUGGCAUAUUCCGGACAAGAAGGUGGCACUGUGGAAUGAGGUGGAACAGGUGAAAUUCAUCACAGCAAUUGCAUUUGCAAAGAAUGGAAAAUUUGCUGUUGUGGGCACCUAUGAUGGUCGUUGUUUCUUCUUCACAACCGAUCAACUCAAAUAUCACACAGUCAUUGAUGUGCGAUCAACUCGCGGCAAAAAUGCCAGAGGGCACAAGGUUUUCGUUUUUCUCAACUGCACUUUUUAUACACAUUUUUGUUAAAC
This is a messenger RNA of Gongylonema pulchrum, 569 nucleotides long. The record is from the annotation of a GenBank genome assembly. NCBI's taxonomy places the organism in Eukaryota, Metazoa, Nematoda, Chromadorea, Rhabditida, Gongylonematidae.